Molecule: messenger RNA, 372 nt
Organism: Botrytis porri
Lineage: Eukaryota; Fungi; Ascomycota; Leotiomycetes; Helotiales; Sclerotiniaceae
Exons: 3
Coding region: 1-372 (123 amino acids)
Biological process (GO): cellular response to nitrogen starvation; macroautophagy
Cellular component (GO): cytosol; autophagosome; fungal-type vacuole membrane
Molecular function (GO): phosphatidylethanolamine binding
Source: RefSeq, a predicted model, not a curated record
AUGCGAUCCAAGUUUAAGGACGAGCACCCAUUCGAGAAGCGCAAGGCUGAAGCUGAACGCAUCCGUCAAAAAUACUCCGACCGUAUCCCCGUCAUCUGCGAGAAGGUCGAGAAAUCCGACAUCGCCACGAUCGACAAGAAGAAGUAUCUCGUUCCCAGCGAUCUCACCGUCGGUCAAUUUGUAUACGUUAUCCGCAAGCGUAUCAAGCUUUCCCCAGAAAAGGCCAUCUUCAUUUUCGUCGAUGAGGUCUUACCGCCCACUGCCGCUUUGAUGAGCUCCAUCUAUGAGGAACACAAGGAUGAGGAUGGAUUCCUCUACAUCUCAUACUCGGGCGAAAACACCUUCGGUGAAGCUUUAGAAGAAGCCAACUAA